Molecule: messenger RNA, 321 nt
Organism: Penicillium arizonense
Lineage: Eukaryota; Fungi; Ascomycota; Eurotiomycetes; Eurotiales; Aspergillaceae
Exons: 2
Coding region: 1-321 (106 amino acids)
Source: RefSeq, a predicted model, not a curated record
AUGACGAAUGCCGGCUGCUUUUCAUCACAACUUGCGAAGACCAUGAUCGGCCUCCAAUCCGGGCUUGGAAGCCUUUUGGGUUUACAAAGCUUUGCGAUACAGAGCUCCCAGUCCGACAACAUGCUCAAUGUGCCGCUCAUUGGUAUUCUCGCAACGAAAGACCCAUAUACCAACAUUCUUGGCUGGACUUGGAAGGCGCUGACGAAGAAGAAGUGUUUGAUGAUGCGGAAUCAGAUGUGGAAAAACAGUGGAGUCCAAAGAGAAGGCAAGUCGAAAGCUGGCUCGAAAAUCCGUAUAAAUUUCCAUAAAUAUAAAUUCUAG